CGCCAGCUGGGCAUGCCGAGGGGAGCCCAGCUCAACAGCUUAAACGUGACGAAAUAAGCCACGACCCCAGACCAGGCAGCUGUAAAUUCGUCCACAUCCCCAACCCCAACUCCAUCUUCAAGUGUCUCACCCAUACCCUUUGAACUCAUAACGUGUAUAAAUUACUUGCCGCGUCAUCACUCUUGCUUUGCCCUGAUAUCGCAUUCAGCCAAAGCAAUGCCACCUUCGUCAUCAAACUCAGCCGCUGCGUCGCGAAGCGCAAGUCGACGACUGAUAAAGGAGCUGGAUACAUGGAGCACAGAGCAAAAGGAAGAGAAGGGUAUCGAACGUCUUGGGCCAGUCAACGAGGGUGACUUGAUGGAGUGGGAGUCCGUCAUCAAUGGACGAGAUAUAGGCCACGGCUACGAUGAGGGGCGCUGGCUCAUCAAUAUUUCUAUCCCAUCGACUUACCCCCUCGCACCACCAAAGAUGACGUUCGUCACUCCCAUUGUUCACCCGAAUAUUGCCCUUCAAACUGGCGAGAUCUGCCUCGACCUGCUCAAGGACGCAUGGACACCUGCGUAUAGUGUCUUGGAGUGUGUUCGAGCCGUGCGCAUGUUGCUGGGCUGCCCUGAGACUGAUAGCCCACUCAACGUGGAUGUUGCGGCCCUGUUACGUUCCGGUGAUGUGCUUGGUACGAGGAAGCUAGUCGAGUUUUGGUGUCGGGAUUCUGAUGGGCGAUAUGAGGGGCCUUGAAAUGUUGGCUACCUGUGGAAUUUGCACCGGUUGAAGAUGGUGGGUGCGCUUGAAUUCAAGGAGUGCAUUAUGGAGUUUUGAUUCGAAUGGAAAGUUCAUUGAUAUACCUAGGUGUUAGGGUAGGAUGUUGGAUGUCAGAUUGGGUUUACGGAUGUUCAUGAAUUUAUUGUUCGAGCGGUAUCGCAUGAUUCUCAGUAAUAAUAUUGCAAAUACGAACUCAAUUUGAGCAACAACAUCCACGAGAGGACAAUUUAUUUGAGAA
Messenger RNA from Fusarium verticillioides 7600, 997 nucleotides. RefSeq names its product peroxin-4. The record is from RefSeq and is a predicted model, not a curated record. Gene Ontology annotation, cellular component: nucleus. Gene Ontology annotation, biological process: protein polyubiquitination. Gene Ontology annotation, molecular function: ubiquitin conjugating enzyme activity. Lineage: Eukaryota; Fungi; Ascomycota; Sordariomycetes; Hypocreales; Nectriaceae. The transcript has 2 exons. Bases 217 to 735 code for a protein of 172 amino acids.